AUGAGGCAGCAGCACAGGAGUCGGGAGAGUCGUCGCGUGGAAUAUGUAUGGGUGUACUACUCGCGCAAACAUUGAACAGAGACGGAUAGGCAGAGAGAAAGAGAGAAAAAGAAAGAGACAGAGAGACAGAGAGAGCAGAGCAGAGCGAAGAAAUUUCAAUCCUAUACUCGGCUCGGCGCUAUGCGACUAGCAGUGCUGUAGCGUAGGCCAAUGGACGCGGCCAUGUUAGCAAUAACGAGUAUCAGUAGUAAUUGUAAAAACCAUCCUCGCCAAGUGCCGAGUGUCGUGUACAUAUAAGAUUUAAAAAAAAACUCCUGUACAUAUCAUAUACAUUAAGAGUCGAGUACAGUUGUGUAUAGAGAUUCGAGGCUACAACUACUACUGCUGCUGCUGCUGCUAUAUAUAUUCACGCAGACACACGCGCAUACCAACGGAGGCAGCUAUAUACUUGACUUAUUUUGUACCUUAUAGUAUAGUAUACAUAUACAGAGGUAGUGCAGUGUGCACACGGGAGAGCAAGAGAGAGAGAGAGAGACAGAGAGACUCAACUCUGUGUACUGCGUGAGCUGUGUGCAGUGCUGCCUCGCGACUGCGAAUCAUCGCUCAUACACAUAAACCUACACUUGCGUGCAGAGAGUUGAACUGCUGCGAGUCGCGCUGUGUUUUAUAAAAAUCUUAUGUGUGCUGUGCUGUGUGCUGGCAGCCUCGCGCUCCGUUGGCUGUGCCGCUGCUGCCGUGAGCUGUGCUAGCCUAUAAUAGUGCUGUAAGCACGUCGUCGUCGACGACUCCGACUUUCAGCAAUUUUUAAUAAAGUAAACACGUAUGCGUGCGUGAGCUGUGUAGUAACCCCCUAUACAUGCUGGUGUGUGAGUGCGUGUCGCGCUACAAGAAAUUAAAAUUAAAUCAACGAGCUGCUGCUGUCGCUGCUGCUGCUGCUGCUGCUAUGACUGUGCGCGAGUGCAGUUGAUGAAAGGCGACGACGACGACGACGAGGACUCGCAUUUUAUCGAACGUCUGUGCGCUGGGCAGCAGUGCCUCCAAAAAACAUAUCUAGCCCGUGUCUCUGUCUCUCUUUCUCUGCCUGUACGUGACACUCGGAUCAUCGUUGCAGCACACUGAUUCUCGAUACUCGAUGUACCGAGGGUUAGUUUUUUAGCAUUAUUUCGUUACACGCGCGCGCCCGUGCACAUAUGUAUCAUUUAUACACGCAACUCCGUGAGUGCGCAAAAAAAAUUUUCGUCGCCUAAAUACGACUCUGCUAUACAUACUGCUGGCUGCUGCUGCUGCUGUACUGCACGCGCGAGUUGUUUGACCCCGGACGGAGUGUAAGUGUGUGCUCAAGUGCUCCGCUCUUUAUAAGAACGUCGUUGCCGCGGCGCGGCUAACUACUCAUCGCACACAAAUAACCAUUGGCCGCUUCAACAACUGCUGCUGUUGCUGAUAAACGAGAAGAAAAUAUUACGUACCCAUCUCGAGCAAUCCUAACUCAGGAUGCCGAAAUGCGAUGCCAAGACCAAAUAUUUGCCGGCCACUUUUGCCUGGGCAUUACUCCUCAGUACAACCACGCUUUUCUUCUACUUCCCGUGCCAAUUUUAUAUAUCUCGAUACCCAUGGGUACCAGCAAUGCAGGCAGGCAUAACUUUUUUUGUUCUGGCAAAUUUCACAUUAGCCACUUUUAUGGACCCUGGAGUCAUUCCCAAAGCUCCACCAGAUGAGGAUCGGGAAGACGACUUGAGGGCACCAUUGUACAAAAGUGUAGAAAUUAAUGGAAUCACAGUUCGGAUGAAGUGGUGUGUCACAUGUAAAUUUUACAGACCACCAAGAUGUUCCCAUUGCAGUGUAUGCAAUCAUUGUAUCGAGACUUUUGAUCACCAUUGUCCUUGGGUAAACAAUUGCAUUGGAAGGAGAAACUAUCGUUUCUUUUUCUUCUUCCUUUUGUCAUUGAGUAUGCACAUGCUCAGUAUAUUUGGGCUGUGCUUGUAUUUUGUUCUUGAACAUAAACAAAAACUUGGUGAAGUUCAUACUAUUGUAGCUAUGGUACUCAUGGGAAUAGUGUCAAUACUAUUCAUUCCAAUAUUUGGAUUGACGGGCUUUCAUAUAGUUUUGGUUUCAAGAGGCCGUACUACCAAUGAACAAGUAACUGGCAAAUUUAAUGGUGGUUAUAAUCCAUUUUCAAGAGGCUGCUUUCACAAUUGCUGUUACACACAAUUUGGACCACAAUAUCCAAGCUUAAUGAAACCUGAAAAGUAUUCAGCAAAACGGCGUGGAGCUUGCGCCUCGGAAAUAUCAACGAUAGAUAGCGAAAACCAGGUAAAAACUUACAUGGAUAGCAGCAAUGGUGUUAGAAAUACCAGUUCAAAUGCUUACAAUAAGCUAUCGCCUGGUAGAGAUGGUUCUGAUACGGAUAUGGAGCCCACAGCUUCACAAUCAGCGGAUUGUGAACCGACUCCACCUUUACAGAGACACGGUUCGAAAAAUAAUUUCUUCCUGCCACCUGUGGAGAAUAAUGAGUCUCCCAGGCAUCCUUCCACACAGCAACAAUCACAGCAGCAUCGACACCCCAUGCAUUAUCCUAGAGGCAGUCCACAUCCUAAGCCAAGGGGGAUAAACGGAUCGAGGAGCCACACGCCUGAUCCUCUUGGAGAUUCACCGUCGAGUGGUGUAACUAAUACUCCGUCAGGCCCCGCUCAAGGACAGACAGUUGUAGGAGACAUACGUCAAGCUAGUCCAACGAUGCAGCAGCGCAUCAAAGCUAUCGGCGUGCCCACGCCGCUUGCUAUAUCAAGCCCUAUUCGCAGAUCGAAUCCAGGCACGCCGACGCAGGCCCGUCGACCGGAUUUCAUCGGGGUGUCGGAACAGCAGCAGCAACAACAUCAGCAACAAAUGGCCAACAAGUACUACGAGGCCCAACCGAAUUACAGUCCGCAGCGUCGCUUCGUCUCGGAGGGCGAGCUCGUGCGUCAGGCUAGCGAUCCGUCCUCGGCGUCUAGUCACCACCAGCAGCAACAACAGCAGCAGCAAACGAAUUAUCACGUGGCCAGGACCAACAACACCGUGGACAACAUACGCGAGCUGGCGGGCUCGCCCCAGCGCGGCAUCUACACCUGGAAGGACAGCUCGUCGCCGUCGGGCGCCGGCUCAGCGAGCUCCUAUCCGGCGCCCAACGCCGAGGUCGCCGCCGCUCAUCAGGUCGCCGCCCACGCGGCCGCCGCCAUCGCCCAGCAGCAUCACGCACAUAUGCAAGCGCAAGCUGCCGCAGCUGUAACGCAACGUCCACCGCUGCCUUUCGACUACUAUCGCUCGAAUCCCACGAGUCCGACGCAGCAGCAGCAAUCGUACGCCUCGACGGUCACGGCCGCCGCCGCCGCCGCCAACAAUUCCGCCGGGCGAGUGGCCACCUCGACAUAUCAUCCGGUGAUCCGAGGCGGUGUCCCAGUCUUCCCCCCGAACGCCUCGCCGCAGGUGAAGCGAAAGCCGAGCCUCGGCACGCCGACGACGCCGACGCAAACGACACCGGCGGAGAACCGACGCCGGCCCAUGUCCUUCGUGCGGGCCCUCGAGAUGAGCGACUCGCUGGAGAUGAUGCCCCAGACCACCAGCAAUAACGGCGGCAGCGGGAGCGGCUCGAGCACCAACGUUGCCGGCAAUAAUGGCCAGCAGCAAUCGCAGCAACAACAGCAGCAGCCGGAACAGACCAAUCCCAACGAUCGGGCGAGCGUCUACGAUAUGAACUACGAGAUAUCGGUAUAGCGCAGCUGCUACGUCUCCCGCUCGCCGAUCUGCGGCUGGCGGGAGGCUGUCAGACGACGCGACUCGCCGAGCCUCGUGCAUCACUUGCAGGCCAAAGACAGCAGCAACAACGGCAGCGGCGCCAGCGUCGUCCAGGUCGUGGAUGGAAAGCCGCCCAAGAGCGGCGGCGCCACCGCGGCCGCCAAUAGCAAAUCCAAGCAGAGACAGGGCUGUCAAGUCUCUGUCUAAAAGUCGUGCUUCGAUAUAAUAUAUAUUGUGUGAUACACGGUUGUUCUGUUAAAUAGUGAUCGAUCAGCUUUUUUGCAAUGAUACGAUGACAUUAGUUUUGGCGUUUUUUUUUUUUUGUUAAUAUAUUGUUGUUAUUAUUUUCGAUAUAUUAUCUAAUUAAUUUUCUUUUUUUUUCUCUUUUUUUUUAUCCAGGAUGACUUGUUACGAGCUUGUUACUGCUCGGCUCUUUUCGUGUGAUCGUUUUUCCUUCCUCCAGUUUGUUACUUUGUUAGAGAUAGUAUCGCGCUGUUUUAUUGCUUUGCCUUAUUUAAUUUAAUGCCACUAUCGGAAUGCAACCUGGUUACAAAAAGUGAUAAAAUGACGAAAACAAAAAGCAAACAAACACUUUCCUAUCAGCGAACAAAUAUGCAAUCGACUUUCAGAAUAACAUAAACUUUAUCGUAGCUGUAUGAGCGUGCGUGUGUGUGCGUGCGUGUGUUUUAACGUGAGUGCGUGAUUGGUCGAUAACCAGAGACUGAAGUGCAUUUUCUAUUCAUACAAACAUAUGUAUACUUGGAAUUUAAGAAUUAAGUGGAAAAUGAAACAAAUUGUAUAAUAUUUUUAGCGUGUGUAAAAAAGCCGAUGACUUUCUUGUUAGUGAAAUCUUUUUGUUUUCAAUUUCAUUUACUUUUUUAAAGUAUAAUUUGAAGAAAAAAACGCAGAAUCAUACAGCUGGCAUGUUCGUUGUAACUUAAUUUUGUUUUUUUUAUAUAUUAGAUACGUCGUUGAGGUCAGUUAGAUUUUUAUACAGUGUUGUUACAUUGAAAAGAAAAAAAAACAUUGUUUUUUUAUGACUAUAUAUUAAAAUUCUUUUUCAAAUAACAAUGAUAACAAUGAUGAUGAAGACGACGAACCUUAUUAUGGGCAGCGUAAAAGAGAUAUAUAUGUAUAUUAUAAAUAUAGGUAUAGAUGAAUGUAUAAAAUGAAUAUAUUUAUGUAUAGAUCAUAAAGUUUGCUGUAUACAACUUACAACAUACAUCAAGAAACACAAAUUAUAUUGAUACAGAGCAAUUUUUGAGUAUUUAAUUUAGAUUGUAAAUUAGGAGAAAGUUUUUUUCGUGUCCUAUCUAAUUAUUUUCUAUACUCAAAAGUUGACAGCUUCAAAGGCUUCCUUUAUUCAUGAUGCAAUAAAUUGUAAUAAUUUUUCUGUUCAAUUUUUUUUAAAUUGAAAUAAUUAUGAACGUUAUUGAUUAUUUCUAUGUACAUCUUCUUAAUAUUAAUACUGCAAUAGUAAUCAAGAGGUGCAGUAGCAUCUUACCAGCAAUUUGAAUAUGCAACCAACACAAAUUCAAUUACGUAAUUUUCCAUUAAAUUUCUUUGAUUUGAAUUUGAUAAAAAAACACAGAAAAAGUAAUUCGAGAAAUACUCAUGAAAAUGUUUCCAUUGGUCAUUAAAUCAGAGCUACUUAAUCAUGUUUGAAUUUGUGUAAAAACUAGAUUUAUUGAACAGAAUCGCGUACGCGCGCGAGAACUGAUCGUGAGACAUUCAAUAUAUAAAAAUUUGAAAAUAUUACGACCACAUAAAUGAAAAAAGGCGAAAAUUAUAUCGUGUGCUGCAUUUGUGUCAGAUGCAAAUCUUGGUUGAUAUAGUUUUUAAUGUGUGUGCCGUGAUGUAAAAUAAAUAAACGUAAUUAUUUUUACGACUAUUUAAGUGAAAUGAUGCAUAUAUGUGGGUUAAAUUUAGUCCAUUUCAGAAAGUACACAAACGACUGCCAUUAAUUAUCGGGUACUAAAAACGUAUAAUUAGGCAGUCGAACGAUACGAAACAUUGAUAAAAUUGUGUUAUUAAAGAAAUAAAUUAUAAAACUUGUAAAAUAAAUGUGUAUAUGUUCGAAACAAAAGUGCAUGACUACUUGUUAGCUACAGUUGUAAAAGUGUCGCAUCUACUGAAAUUCCGAAUUUUUUAUCGUUAGUAUUCAAUUAUUAUCGUCUAAUUAUUUUUACUAUUUGACUCUUCCACGUGGAUUUUUGAAGUUUUUAAAUAUUUAUGAGUAAAACGACCAAAUCUCUGUAACAUUUCUUCGAUUUUUAUACAAAAUAUGAUACAAGAAAAAAAGUACCGUGCCAAAAUCACUAAAACCAACAUAAUUUUUGUACUCAUCGAACGGUAUCAUAUGGUGUAUAUUUUAACUGUCUAAUUGAUUACUUCCCUGUUUUUAAUUGAAAAGAUUCUAAAAAAAAAUCAUAUAUUUUGAAUCUGAAAGUUGUCGAGCUUCCUUAUACGACUGUGGUCUAUGAGAGAUAUUUUAAAAUUAAACGUAAAUAUGAAUGAUACAAAUUAAGAAAAUUAUUUAAAUCAGGGACAAAUGAGGUUUGAAGAAACAUUGACAAAAAAAUUAAAUAUUUGUAAUUUGAUGUAACUUGUACAUAAUAUGAUAACUCGUUAUCGCUACAAAACAAAAUACAAAAAAACUUUCAGUGUAAAUACGUAUGGCAUACAUGAAUAUAUGCAUACACAAUUACGUAUGUAUGUAUGUAUAUUUCGAUACACUUUGCGUAUCGUUACUAUUCUAUAAAAAUAAAAUAAAAAGCAAAAUGAAAUAAUAAA
Messenger RNA from Trichogramma pretiosum, 6564 nucleotides. It is a transcript of the gene Zdhhc8, whose product is annotated as palmitoyltransferase ZDHHC5. The transcript has 9 exons. Gene Ontology annotation, molecular function: palmitoyltransferase activity. Gene Ontology annotation, biological process: protein palmitoylation. The record is from RefSeq and is a predicted model, not a curated record. Bases 1492 to 3750 code for a protein of 752 amino acids. NCBI's taxonomy places the organism in Eukaryota, Metazoa, Arthropoda, Insecta, Hymenoptera, Trichogrammatidae.